UAUCCGGUCUCUUUUCCGUGGCGGACCGUCGUUGGGUCGGUUUGACAAAAUGAAGCUGAACAUCUCAUUCCCCGCUACUGGCUGCCAGAAGCUGAUUGAAGUUGAUGAUGAGCGCAAGCUGCGUACUUUCUAUGAGAAACGUAUGGCCACAGAGGUGUCUGCUGACCCUCUGGGAGAUGAGUGGAAGGGCUAUAUGGUGCGCAUCAGCGGAGGCAACGACAAACAGGGCUUCCCCAUGAAGCAGGGUGUGCUGACCCACGGCCGUGUGCGCCUGCUGCUCAGCAAGGGCCACUCCUGCUACCGUCCCCGCAGGACUGGUGAGCGCAAGCGCAAGUCUGUCCGUGGUUGCAUCGUUGACGCCAAUCUCAGCGUGCUGAACUUGGUCAUCGUCAGGAAAGGUGAGAAGGAAAUUCCCGGGCUGACCGACAGCACCGUCCCUCGCCGUCUUGGUCCCAAGAGGGCCAGCAAGAUCCGCAAGCUCUUCAACCUGGCCAAGGAGGAUGAUGUCAGACAGUAUGUUGUGAGGAGGCCCCUGUCCAAAGAAGGCAAGAAGCCCAGAACCAAGGCUCCCAGGAUCCAGAGACUGGUGACGCCCCGUGUGCUGCAGCACAAGCGCCGCCGCAUUGCCCUGAAGAGACAGCGCACCCAGAAGAACAAGGAGGAGGCAUCUGAGUAUGCCAAGCUGCUGGCUAAGAGGAUGAAGGAGGCUAAGGAGAAGCGCCAGGAACAGAUCGCCAAGAGGCGCCGCCUUUCUUCUCUGAGGGCAUCUACAUCCAAGUCAGAGUCCAGCCAGAAGUGAAAUCAUUAAGUCAAAUAAAGUAAAGUUUUGCUGAAAA
This is a messenger RNA of Scomber scombrus (Atlantic mackerel), 836 nucleotides long. RefSeq names its product ribosomal protein S6 (gene rps6). Gene Ontology annotation, cellular component: ribosome. The coding region runs from base 50 to 799 and encodes 249 amino acids. Gene Ontology annotation, biological process: translation. NCBI's taxonomy places the organism in Eukaryota, Metazoa, Chordata, Actinopteri, Scombriformes, Scombridae. The transcript has 6 exons. Gene Ontology annotation, molecular function: structural constituent of ribosome. The record is from RefSeq and is a predicted model, not a curated record.